Phragmites australis (common reed) is the source of this 372-nucleotide messenger RNA. Its product is annotated as basic blue protein-like. Gene Ontology annotation, cellular component: plasma membrane. Lineage: Eukaryota; Viridiplantae; Streptophyta; Magnoliopsida; Poales; Poaceae. The coding region runs from base 1 to 372 and encodes 123 amino acids. Gene Ontology annotation, molecular function: electron transfer activity. The transcript has 2 exons. The record is from RefSeq and is a predicted model, not a curated record.
AUGGCUCAGGGAAGGGGCAGUGCGACGCUUGGGCUUGCCCUCGACGGUCUGCUCGCCGUGUGCCUCCUCCUCGGCGCCGCCGACAUCGCCAAGGCUGCCACCAACAACGUCGAGUGGUCGUUCAACGUGGAUGGUUGGUUCAGGGGCCAAAGCUUCCACGCCGAGACGUCCACGGUAAUGUUCAACUACGACCCCUCCGUGCACAACGUGAUGGCGGUGGACGCCGGCGGCUACUACGGCUACCGGCCCUCCGGCACGGUGUACAGCUCGGGGAACGACCACAUCAUGCUCGGCCCCGGCACCAACUACUUCAUCUGCAGCCUAAACGGCCACUGCGGGAUGGGGAUGAAGAUGGCUGUCACGGCCAGUUGA